This is a messenger RNA of Thlaspi arvense, 1773 nucleotides long. Lineage: Eukaryota; Viridiplantae; Streptophyta; Magnoliopsida; Brassicales; Brassicaceae. The record is from the annotation of a GenBank genome assembly.
UGGAAGGACCGAUCUCCAAAAACCUUCAACUCUACAGAAUUGAAUAACGGGAAGACGUAGCAUUCUUUCUAUCCAUCAGUUUCUUCUUCCUCCUCCUCCUUGAUCAUCAUGUGAUUCCAUUUACAGUUCAAUCUUUUCAUGAAAAAUUCACUCUUUUUCCAGACCAGAGAAGCAGAACGAUCCAUUUGACCUUCCAGCUUCACCUCCUUCUAUUUAUCGCAUUUCCGUUUGAUUAUAAGUGAUAAUGCUGACCAGAGCUCUCGGACGAGUUCGAAUUCCUGCGUCGGUGAUUCAGGGAUCGAACAAUUCGAGUGGGGUUUUCGAGAAUUCGAAAUUGGGUCCGAUUGGUGUUUCCUGUAGAAGAUGGUUGUCGAGCGAGAGUGGGAAACGCGUUGCGGCAAUGUGGGGAAGCGGAGAUUACGGCAGAUUAGGGCUCGGAAACUUGGAGUCUCAGUGGAGACCUGCCGUCUGCUCUGCCUUGAGUGAUCACAGCAUCAGAGCUCUCGCUUGCGGCGGAGCUCACACUCUUUUCCUCACCGAAACGAGGAGAGUCUUUGCAACAGGUCUUAAUGAUUGUGGCCAACUUGGCAUAUCAGAUGGUAAAACUCAUGCUAUGGAGCCUCUUGAAGUUUCUGGACUAGAAAAGGAUAUUCAGCACAUCUCAGCUGGCUAUUAUCACUCUGCUGCUAUUACAGUGGAUGGGGAACUCUACAUGUGGGGAAAGAAUUCGAGUGGACAGCUUGGACUGGGAAAAAAGGCUGCAAGAGUGGUACAUGUGCCAACCAAAGUGCAGGCUCUGCAUGGAAUCACCAUCAAAUCCGUGGCUUUGGGUUCAGAGCAUUCAGUUGCUGUUACUGAUGGAGGUGAAGUCCUGAGCUGGGGAGGAGGGGGAUCUGGGAGACUUGGCCACGGUCACGAGUCCAGUUUUUUUGGCAUCUUAAGAAGUAACAGUGAGUUUACUCCAAGGCUUAUCAAGGAACUCGAGGGGAUUAAGGUUAAAAAUGUUGCUGCUGGUCUGCUACAUUCAGCAUGCACUGAUGAGAAUGGCUCUGCUUUCAUGUUCGGAGAGAAAUCUAUAAAUAAGAUGGGCUUUGGAGGAGUAAGGAAUGCUACAACACCAUCCAUUGUCAAUGAAGUGCCAUAUGCAGACGAAGUUGCAUGCGGUGGCUACCACACAUGUGUCGUUACAAGAGGUGGGGAACUUUACACCUGGGGCUCAAACGAAAAUGGGUGCCUUGGCACAGAUUCAACUUAUGUCUCACAUUCCCCUGUGAGAGUUGAAGGUCCUUUCAUGGAAUCAACUGUGUCUCAGGUAUCUUGUGGGUGGAAGCACACUGCAGCUAUUUCAGAUGACAAUGUCUUUACCUGGGGAUGGGGAGGUUCUCACGGUACAUUCUCUGAAGAUGGACAUUCCUCUGGUGGACAACUGGGACAUGGUAGUGAUGUAGACUAUGCAAGACCAGCAAUGGUGAACUUGGGAAAGAAUGUAAGAGCAGUGCAUAUAUCUUGUGGCUUCAAUCAUACCGGAGCAGUUCUCGAACAUUUUUGAAGACUCCUUGGGCUCGAUUUCGUUUCGUAUACAUCUGUUUUGUUUCGUUAUUAUUUCUUAAACUCUUAAGAUUUGAGUGAGGAGAUUGUACAUCGGAAUCAACAUUGUAGAAAGAAAUUUAUGGUACACUAAUACAAAAGAAGAAGAAUACGAAUAAUAGCAAAGUGCAGCUUCAACAGUGAGUUUUUCUCUUUCUAACAUUUCUUGUCAAAUAAAUGACUUGC